Molecule: messenger RNA, 1434 nt
Organism: Mesoplodon densirostris (Blainville's beaked whale)
Lineage: Eukaryota; Metazoa; Chordata; Mammalia; Artiodactyla; Ziphiidae
Product: proline-rich protein 36-like
Exons: 5
Coding region: 1-1335 (444 amino acids)
Source: RefSeq, a predicted model, not a curated record
AUGCCCGAGAACGGGGAGAAAUUCUGGUGGAUCUCCACUCCCCUACCGCCCCCACUCCCGCCUCCUUGUGCCCCACGGGCUGCCUCCUCCAUCCCCCGCCUCUCCAAACAAUUCCCACACAAUCGAAACGUCCGGGGAACUCGGGCGCGGAGUUCGGGCGGAACGGCCACCGUUGCCCAAGAUAGUGUUUUCAGCGAGGGGAGUCUCGGCGCGCGGCUAGGAGAGCCGCCCCCACCGCCCCCCAUCCCCUCGGCUCAGGAUCAACAGGCCGCCCGCGCCGCCGCCGCCGCCCAAGUCGGUCUCUCGCUUGCCCAGGACGCGCGCCCGGGCGGGGUGUGCGCAGCCAACUCGGUCCAAGCCGGGGAGGGGAGGACAAGGGGCGAGGGGGACGCCACCCAAGUGGUCUGGGGUUCGGACCCAGAUAGGCGAAACGCGCCGGGAAUCGAUGACGGCUGGGGAAACUCGGGCAAACCUUUCUUGGGGAAUCACCCCUCCGACACCCCACCGCCCAGGCGCUGCAACGGAGGAGCGGGAGCGAAGCGGCAGCGGCGGCGGAGGGGGAGCCCGCGAGCUGCCGGGCGGGGAGCCCAAGCCACGCUGUCGCCGCGCAGGGAAGACUUGGCCAACACACUCACACACACACAUUCACACACCCAGCCCGAGCGGGCGCUCGCGGCUAAUCGUCAACAUGGCGCUGGGGCUCCUGCCCGAGCGCGGGCGGCAGCAGCGGCGACGCGAGAGCUGCUGAGCCCGGCCGAGCCCGGCCCAGCCGCCGGAGCCCGGAGGAUCGCGCGGGGCUGUCGCCACCUGUCCGGUGGCUUUGAGCCCGCCCCCGCCCCCACCCGGCCCAGAGCCCACCCCUCGGCGGGGCCGACCCCGAGGGCAGCCGGCUGGCAGCAGACGGCGAGGGAGGUGAGCGAGCGCGGCGCCGCGAGCGGAUUGCGGGCAGCGGGGGACGGCAAACUUUGCUGUUCGCCGCGCUUCCCCGGCCCGGCCCCUUCUCCCAUCGCCAACGUCGCCACCCCACUUUCCUCCAACCCCGCACACCUCUCCCCACCCACCCCACCUCCCGUCGCUCCUCCUCGCUGCCUUGACUCUGCUCCGGGGAAAACUUCAAAGCGCCGGAUCGCAGGCUCCCUGCUUACUCCCCGGCUGGGGAUUUCAGGAAAUCGAGCAGAGCGAGGGGUUCCGACUCGGCCCGCCCGCCAGCCAGCCAGUCAGGUCUGCUGUAACGGACGGAGGCCGCCUGAGCUGCGGAGUUGCAGAAUCUGGCGUUCGGAGCUGCGGUUCCUGGCGAGAUUUCGCGUUGCCCGUCCUCAGCCAUUUCACCGAUAAUCAGCGGAUCGCUUUGCCAAGUGCCGGGAAGAGCAAAGGAAUUCGGAAGGAGACUCUCGGCUCCCGGCCGCCUUUCUCUGAGUGGCUUCGUUUCCCGCU